AGGAGCUCUGUGCCCGAGCUCCUCUCAGUGGUUUGCUGGGGCCCCGUUCGGCCCUAAUAGGCGGUCCGGACUCAGACCGUAGGGGAGUGGGGACCCGGGCGGUUGGGUUGGUGGUCGGUGGCUGCGGCCGCGGUGGCAUUUUUCGGCCAAUUCGGCCUGUGGGUAGGCUGGGUCGGGGGUUGACGGCGGCAGCAGCGGCGGCAUUGUGGGUGCUGGGCCGAGUCUGCGGCCACGUGGGGCAGCAGUGGUGAUCUAGCCUUCGGUGGGGGGGCGGUCCGGCCGGUAUUUGGGCUGAUUGGCCUGGAGGGGCCCCCGGUGGGGGGAUUGUUCUAGGCUGCUGGUUGCUUGGGCUGCGAGCCCACUAUAUGGUGCUAGGGACUCCCUGGGAGGCUGUUGCCGGGCUGAAAGGCCCGGGUGAUUGACAGCUCUUACAGGCCCGGGUGAUUGACAGCUCUUAGGGCUUUUUCCCUCUGUCUCUGUUGGGCCUUCUGGGUGUGGCUGCCUGGGAGGAGUGUGGCCUAGCACUGUGGGGUGUAAUCAGUGGGAAUGCUGCUUGUUUUGGAUUAGUCGAUAUAUCUAAUUAAAAAUAGAUAGAUAUAAAAUAAUUAAGUAAAUACAUAAAUAUAUAAAUAAAUUUAUUAAUUUAAUUAAAAAAAAAAAACCAAGCCAGUAGAGACAGAAGGAGUAUUGAACAAUUUCGUACGUAAUAAAAUCAAAUAAGGGUAGAGUGGUCAUGCCUCCCAGGAAGGCAAAAGGGAAAGCCGGGGGGAAGCCGAUCAAGCCUCCUAAGCGUCCUGCACCCCAGUCUUCAUCGUCGGAUGAGGAUGAUGGGGAAAUGACCCUCAUUAAGGGGAUGAUACAGCGGCUGGAGGCUUUGGAGCGGGCCAAGGCGCUGCCAUCAGAUAUGGGGGCAGGGCCUUCUGGUAAGGGGGGCAGAACUCGGACGAGGGGGUCCGCAAGGACUCAGUUAAUUGAUUCUUUAUCUGUCAGACUGAAGGCCAUGGAGGAGAGGCUAAGCGGCCUGAGUGAUGUGCCAGUGGUAGUUUUGGACGAGGCAGCAGUUCCGGGGGCGUUGCAGCAGGAGGAGUCUUCGGCGGCGGUGGAGAUGUCAGCUGUUGCUCAGCCGGGUGCUGGCGGGGCAGCGGCUCCGCUGAGAGGUGCUGGCGGGGCGGCGGCUCCUGUGAGAGUACUCCUGUGUGGCCAUUCCUUGGUGUUUGGGGCAUACAAGAGGGCCAGCGCCUCACGUUUUGGGACCCAACUCGGUCUGGGACAGCAGUCCAGAGUGUCUUGGUUGGGUAUGCGGGGGAUGCUUUGGGGACAGUUACUCCCAACUCUGUUAGAUUAUGUUGAUAGGUGUUCCUGUCCGGAUAUUUUGGUCGUGCAUUUGGGUGAGAACGACUUGGGCAAGCGAUCAGGUCUCUCCAUCAUUCAACAAGCCUCUUCUGAUUUUGGGUCCUUGCGGGAUAGAUUUCCAGGGAUGAGGAUUGUGUGGGUCGAGUGGCUCCAGCACAGAGUUUGGCGUGGGGUGCACUCUCUAAGGGGGGUUGAACGAGCUCGACGUAAGGCGUCUAAGGCUAUUGGCCGGCUUGUUCUUGAGGAUGGGGGCUGGGUGUUGGCACAGCCUGGCCUGUCGGCUUCAUUGCCGCACUUGUUUAGGCCUGACGGGGUCCACCUGUCUGUUCAGGGCUGCGAUUUGUACCUAUCCAAUAUUCAGAGGGGGCUUGGGGAAGUUGUUGGGGAGUGGUGGGGCAGGAAGGCCAAGCUAGGCUGACCUCCCUGUGUGGCAGGGACAGUGCGGGUUUUGGUGGGAAAUAGUUGGGUUUAACUUCGGUGAGCACCCUUGGGACGAGUUAAUUGGUGAUUGGUCAGUCGCUCCCUUGUGGCUUGUGCGGCCCAGGGAGGACGACUUGCCAUGAACUGGCUUCAGGACUUUGCAGAUCCUUGGGCUGCGCGGUCCGGGGUGUGCAAAGCCUAGAAGGUUCCAGACCCUCGAUUGGGGGUUGGUUGAAAGGAGACGGAUCAGGACAGUGCCUGAUGGUCUCCUGAGCCAGGGUGUGUCGCCCAAGCAUGGUCAGGGGAGGACUCGGGGUCCAAACCUGGCCAAUGCUAGGCCCCGCACUGUCUGGGUGGUUGAACAUCACUGUCAAGUUCGCUUGCUCACAGUUGAUUCUUGUAAUAAAGUUAUGACCAAUUCACCCAACAAAUUGUGUCGGUGUCGUCUUUGCCUGGGGUCUGGGGACAAUGCCCCUCCUCUGGCCCUGGGGAGGGCAAUUUGUCCCAGCCCCGGCAACAGGCAAGGAAGACGCCUGAUUGGUUCUCGGGCCGGAGGGGCGGGGCUUGACGGCCGUUAUCGGCGUCUCCCCGCCCUUCCUUUUCAGUUCAGCCCGAGUUUUUUCCCACCCUCCCACCCUGGUAGCAGAGCAGGCCUAGUGGCUGGUCGCCCUGUUGGGGGCCGAGUAGGAAUUUUUUGCUUCCAACAGAUUGGCAUUGGUUGGGUUUUAUUCCACCCAGUAGUUGGGCUCAAAAUUGCUAGUGUUGUGCUACUAUACAUGAAUUCCUGCCUAUCCACUGGAUACCAAUCACAGGAAUGAACAGAGCAUACAAAGUCAUUCCUGUUUUCCCCAUUGAAGCCAAAGGCCCCUGCCUAAUAUAAACAAACCAUAAGACACGACCCUUAGAUCAGUCUGGAGACAAGUGUCAUGGCCCCAUGGAAUCACUACGAAGAGAAGGAAAAAUCACAUCCUAGUUCCUGGUCAAAGACAAGAGUGGUCCUAUUUAGCAAUUAGUAUGAAAGGUAUUUAAAGUUAGAAAAGUUCUCAACUUACAAUGAAAGACAAUCAUAUUUGUAUAAUUGUAUACAAUUUGUCAUACAAUGUCUUGAUGAAAAUGUUAGCUGUUUAUUCUCAAACAGAGAAUACAUGUUCAGCUGGCUGCUGUAAAUAAAGAUUUCUAUAGCACUAAAAUGGCAAGUGUGGAUAAAAAUAAACAAAUAAGCAAGUAUGGAUAAAAAUAAACAAAGCAACAUCUUCGCCAAGAACUUGUAUAAGUAGUACUCAUAUGACAUUCUCAAAGAACUAAAAAAAGAAGUGUCAAAAGAAGAGGCAAUUAUCUCAACAAUGAAGUCCCAAUAUUGAAUCUAGACAAAAAUAUUACUGGUAUAUAAAAGAUUGAGAAAGAAAGCUACAGGCCUAUGUUGAGCAAUAGCUUAAUAGCUUCUAAAGUAAUUAAAAGUAAAGUUGUGCCAUUGAGUUGGUGUCAACUCCUGAUGACUACAGAACCCUGUGGUUUUCUUUGGUAGAAUACAGGAGGGGUUUACCAUUGCCAUCUCCCACGCAGUGUGAGAUGAUACCUUUCAGCAUCUUCCUAUAUCGCUGCUGCCUGAUAUUGGUGUUUCUCAUGGUCUGUGAAACAUACCAGCGGGGAUUUGAACCAGCAACCUCUUGCUCCCUAGUUACUUCCCUGCUGCACCAUUAGGUAGCUUACCACAUACCAAAAGCCUAUGUGUGCCUAUAGCUACUAUCAGUGCUCCUCACUGUCUGAAGGCAGCCACAAGUAGAGCACCCUUUCUGUUUCUUUCCUUGUCCCCUGGUCUCUCAAGGAAAGACCUGCUACUGCCACUCCAACUCCAAGCUGUUUCGCUGGCUGACAUCCAGAGCAAUGAACUGCAUGCAGAAUGUGCAAUGUUGCACUAGCGCAAAACAGUAGAUUAGGGAUGCUAAUUAACCAGGGAUGCUCAUUUUCAGCCCUCCUGCAGCUGUUGGCCUACAACUCCCAUAAUCACUGGCUAUGGGCCACUGUGGCUGGGGAUUGUGGGAGUUAUAGUCCAAAAACAGCUGGAGGGCCAAAGAUGAGCAGCCUUGCCCUAAACACAGAUAGUGCUAUAGUGCUCUUGUGCAAAAGCUCCCACUGAAGAAGUAACGCAUGUCACAGUUACACAACUGCAAGCCAGCUUGCAGUUCAUUUCAUUAGUUUGAAAUGCAAGCCCCAGAGUUCCCGUAAUGCAACAUCCUCUUGCAUGCAACUUGUUGCUCUGGAUGUCAGCCACUGGUGUUUGUUUUGUUUUUAAUUGGACUUUCAAAAAAAGCAUCUGAAGAAGGAAAGAUCUGUCAUAGUGAGAUUAAGCAGAAGUGACUGCUAUUUCCAUUCCUGUAGUGCAACAGUUGUUACAGUCCAGGCCUGAUUUAUAUACUAAAUAUGCUCAUUAGCUAGCAUACAAAAUUAGGUCUGGCUCAUAGUGUCACCAAGUGACCAAGUUCUUUUAUAUGGUGACCAUGUAUGAUCUGGGCGCAUGGAAGAAAGGAGAUCAAACCAAUCCUCAAAGAUUCAAUGGGCUUUAUUGAGUAUAAAAGACUAACAACAUAAUCUAGCAAAGCAGAAAGCAGAACACUCUAUCAAUAUCAGCAACAGUAUUUAAACAGAACAUCCUAACCACAACCAAUGUUCCUAACUACCAUAUGUGUGUGCAAUUAAAUCUUCCUAAAGCCUAAUACAAUUCAGAUACAGGCAGAAAAGAGU
Messenger RNA from Hemicordylus capensis (graceful crag lizard), 4515 nucleotides. RefSeq lists its product as uncharacterized. Lineage: Eukaryota; Metazoa; Chordata; Lepidosauria; Squamata; Cordylidae. Bases 734 to 1771 code for a protein of 345 amino acids. The record is from RefSeq and is a predicted model, not a curated record. The transcript is spliced from 2 exons.